This is a messenger RNA of Indicator indicator, 1231 nucleotides long. RefSeq names its product solute carrier family 25 member 20 (gene SLC25A20). Gene Ontology annotation, molecular function: low-density lipoprotein particle binding; O-acyl-L-carnitine transmembrane transporter activity. The record is from RefSeq and is a predicted model, not a curated record. NCBI's taxonomy places the organism in Eukaryota, Metazoa, Chordata, Aves, Piciformes, Indicatoridae. Gene Ontology annotation, biological process: positive regulation of neuron projection development; carnitine transmembrane transport; mitochondrial transport. The transcript has 9 exons. Bases 50 to 955 code for a protein of 301 amino acids. Gene Ontology annotation, cellular component: mitochondrial envelope.
CGGUGCGGACGGAGAGUCUCGAUCCCAUUUUUCACCCGGCCCUGCCGCCAUGGGGGAGCAGUCGCAGCGCAUCAGCCCCGUGAAGAACUUCUUCGCUGGCGGCUUUGGGGGUGUCUGCCUGGUGUUCGUGGGGCACCCACUGGACACCAUCAAGGUCAGACUGCAGACCCAGCCUAAGCCACAGCCUGGUCAGGCUCCACUUUAUUCUGGGACCUUUGACUGCUUCAGAAAGACUCUUGUUAAAGAGGGAGUCCGAGGCUUAUACAGAGGAAUGGCAGCUCCUAUUAUCGGAGUGACACCCAUGUAUGCUAUAUGCUUCUUUGGGUUUGGCUUGGGAAAAAGGCUCCAACAGAGAAAACCUGAUGACGUUUUGACGUACCCACAGCUGUUUGCUGCUGGCAUGUUGUCAGGAGUGUUCACAACAGUAAUCAUGGCUCCAGGAGAGAGAAUCAAGUGCCUUUUACAGAUCCAGGCAGCUACAGGUGAAAACAAAUACAGUGGCUCUUUGGACUGUGCAAAACAGCUGUACCGUGAGGCUGGGAUUCGUGGUGUGUACAAGGGGACAGUGCUCACCCUCAUGAGAGACGUUCCAGCCAGCGGAAUGUACUUCAUGACGUAUGAAUGGCUGAAGAACAUUCUGACCCCUGAGGGAAAGAGUGUGCGUGACCUCAGUGCGCCUAGGAUCCUCUUUGCUGGGGGCCUGGCUGGGAUCUUCAACUGGAUGGUUGCCAUUCCACCAGAUGUGCUAAAAUCCCGUUUCCAGACUGCUCCUCCAGGAAAAUACCCAAAUGGCUUCAGAGAUGUGCUAAGAGAGCUCAUCAGAGAGGAAGGAAUUGCAUCUCUCUAUAAGGGCUUCACAGCUGUAAUGAUCAGGGCAUUUCCUGCUAAUGCGGCAUGUUUUCUUGGUUUUGAAGUUGCUAUGAAGUUCCUUAACUGGAUUGCACCAGGUGUAUGAAGACUUAGGAAGUCUUUGGAAAUUAGAGAGUAGAAGGAAGACACUGCAAGGCUGCCUCAAAGGAAUAAAUGAAUGAUCACUUGAAGUUUCAGAAAUGAUCACUUGCCUGAUACAAUGCCUUUUUGCCUUCUUCACAUUCUUUAGGUGGUGCUAUGUGCCAAUCAGAGAUGUAAGCCUUAGCUCUGAAACAGAGCUGAUGAGGGAUUAGAGGUGAUCCACACCUGUCUUCUGAGCCAGUGUACCACAGCAGUAAUUCUGCUAACAGACAGCUGACAC